CGCACACUGAGUGGACUAUCUUUAAGGAAAGUGAAGAAGUGGAGGUCGUAAUGACGGUGGGUAUAUUUUGAUACCUUCAUCAGCAAAAAAAAUCUUUGAUGUUGAGUCACAGGGAGAGAAGGAAAUCAUGUAUUUAUGAAUGAAUGAUUUGCAUCUGGCUGAGUCGCGGAGCUGCAUCACACAGCCUCCAUUCUCCACCUGCACUGCAGAACUUUUCUAUGAUCUUCACUGAGACAAAAGUGCCUGAGUCUGCAUACCCGCCCAGAGUCAGGAGAUGGUGAGGGAGGGAGAGGUGGCACACCGCCAACACAGAGGACAGGGGGAAAAGUUGAGUGAGGCGGUGAGAGGAGUCAGCUUCAUUUUGCCGUCCGUCUGUCUCUCUGUGCGUCCUAGCCUUUGUCUCUACGUUCUCUCUCUCUCGUCCCGGCUGAAGCUGCACUAUGGUUGUCUCUGCAGUGCAUGUGCCAGAUUCUCCUUGAGUGAACCCUGACUGUACGCAGUGUGUGUGUGUGUGUGUGUGUGUGUGUGUGUGUGUGUGUGUGUGUGUGUGUGUGCCGUUGCACUGUCCGCACUGACUCAGCUGAGCAGUCAGCCUGCCGGCCUCUGAGGGAACACCAGCUGCAGGAGCAGGACAGCUGACCAGACUCUCAGGUGGACUCAUUUCUCCCAGGACUUGCCUUAUUUGGGGACUGGACACCCAGAAAUCACUACAAACAGAACAAUCUGGAGUUUGGGCUUGAUCUUGUAGGAAAAUCCAUUUUGGAGCACACCCGGCUGUUAUGGAGGUCUGGUGCAAUGUGGUUGAACCCCAGUGUCUGCGUCCUCCUCACAUAAUCUUUGGCUUAAUCGUCUCCAUGCUGCUUGGUGCGUGGCCUGCUCAGGCUCUUGAGAUGUCUGUGGGGAAAGUUCCCUUUCUGGAGGCAGUGAAUGGCAGCACGGUCAUGUUGCCAUGUGAGUACUCCAGCUGUAUCGGCAUUGAGAACCUUUACUUCAACUGGCAGUUUAAUGACAAUGGCACCAUGCAGAAGGUGUGUGAGUCAGUAAUCCCAUCAGAUGAAGUGAUGGUGCCAAAUGUGAAUAUAUUUCGGGACAGGGUGGAGUUUGUUGGUAAGAACCAUAAGCAUAACAUCUCCAUUUUGCUGUGGAACAUCACGUUCGAGGAUGGAGGCCAGUACACGUGUUUUGGACGCAACCCCAAAGAAAAGGGCAGGAACCACAGUGCUGUCUUUACACUCAUUGUGGUCGAGGAGUUGAGGGUGGUGGACAACACACUCACCAUCAUCAUAGCAUCUGCUGUAGGUGGUGCCAUCGCACUGUUGAUGGGCUUCAUGCUGAUCAAGAACCUCACUCUCUUUGUUCUUUCUAAACUUGAUGAGAAAAAUAAGGAGUGCCUUGUAACGUCAUCAGGAAUCGACAACACAGAAAAUGGCCUCUCAAGAGCCAAAGGUCUUACAAUACGUGCCUGGCUGUGGCCUCAAAAGGGCACAAGAGUGACACAGGUUGUAGCACAGCCUGCUACCACCUGUGCACAGUUUAGAGACUGUGAAUAUGAUAUACAUUAGGCUAAAGAAUGUGCAUGUCAUGAAUGUACACAUGUAUUUAUUAUGUGUAGAUGAUUAAAUCAGGUGUAAUUAAGAAAUUAUGACACCUACCAGAGACACUUCAUCUGAUCUACUGUAUAAUUAUAACUGCCUGCUAUCUUAACAACAGCAUAAAGAAGAA
This is a messenger RNA of Thalassophryne amazonica, 1722 nucleotides long. It is a transcript of the gene scn4bb, whose product is annotated as sodium channel, voltage-gated, type IV, beta b. Bases 780 to 1562 code for a protein of 260 amino acids. NCBI's taxonomy places the organism in Eukaryota, Metazoa, Chordata, Actinopteri, Batrachoidiformes, Batrachoididae. Gene Ontology annotation, molecular function: transmembrane transporter binding; sodium channel regulator activity. The record is from RefSeq and is a predicted model, not a curated record. Gene Ontology annotation, cellular component: membrane; voltage-gated sodium channel complex. Gene Ontology annotation, biological process: cardiac muscle cell action potential involved in contraction; regulation of sodium ion transmembrane transporter activity; regulation of ventricular cardiac muscle cell membrane repolarization. The transcript has 7 exons.